CUACCUCCCGCCUGUCCUGGGCGCUCCCCGAGGAGCAGGACGCGCCCGGUAGCUGCCCCACCCCGUGGGACUCCUGGGCACCCUCCACCUGCUGCAGCUCGGCCGGCUGGAGGGGGAGCCAGGCUGCAGCACCCAGGUGGGGGGCAUCUCUCCUGCAGUUGCCACCUCCGGGGGCUUCCUCGGCUUUGGCUUUCAGAAGCGCCCUUUCCUGCCAGCCCCGGUGCCCCCCAGUGAAUUCCUGUCUGGCGGCCCUGCUCUCUCCUCCCCCGCCAGCAUCAGCAGCAUCCAUCUCCCCUCCCUCCCUCCGCCUGCAUGGAGAGAGAGAAUGGCGGAGAGGGAGAAAGGAGCCACGUCCCCGGCCGGAUCGUCUCCGUUCCUGGGGCUGCAUCUGGCCUCGCCCCCCAAUUUCAGGCUCACCCAUGACAUCAGCCUUGAGGAGUUUGAGGAUGAAGACCUCUCUGAAAUCACCGAUGAGUGUGGAAUCAGCCUGCAUUGUAAGGACAGCCUGGCCCCCCGGAGCCAUGUGAGCCUGCAGACCAAUAGCGGCCUGGGGGUGGGCGGCAGGGAGGCGAGCCGGCUCCAGGCAGAGAUGCUUCAGCUGGACCUGAUCGAUGCUGCCGGGGAGACCUCUGCCGAAGAGGAAACCGCCCAAGAGCCACUCAAGAAGGAGCCCCCGCUGGUAACCAUGGACACCUACAGACCCAAGCGGCCCACAACUCUCAACCUCUUCCCACAGGUGCCUCGGACCCAGGACACUCUGAAUAACAACUCUCUAGGGAAAAAGCACAGUUGGCAGGAGCGGGUGUCCCGGUCAUCAUCCCCCCUGAAAACUGGUGACAGACCCCCCCCCCAUGACCACGUAUGCCUAAGUGAUGAGGUCAAUCACCAAAACAGCACAACCUCCACCAAAGAUCGGGGCACGUCCACAGAGAGCCCGUGCCGGCGCACGGCCGCCACACAGAUCGCCCCUGCCUGUGUUGUAUCCUCCCGGGUGCCUGAGAAGCACCAGGCUGCCGGCCGGCUCCCACCCCACAACCCCAGUGUGGUGGUGGUGACGAGGGGGCCGGAAGCCCACCGGGACCGCAUCCGCUACCAGACGGACGUGAGGCUAGAGGCCACCGAGGAGAUCUACCUGACACCUGUACAGAAGAACUCGGACCCACUGGAGCCUGAGAAGCCCUUCCUGUCGCAGUCCAGCGAGAACCGCAUGUCCAUCAGUUCUGACAUCGACACCUCCAGCUACCCCGCACUGAUGGGGAAGCCCAAUCCCUCCAUCAGCGAGGAGGACGAGGUGUUGGACUACAUGUCCUCGCCCGAGAAGAUGAGCCUGCCCAGGACCUCGUGCAGCAGCAGCAGCAAUGGUGGCUACCGGCAUGGGCACAGCCUCCAGAGGGCGUCAGUGAGCUCAGACACCAGUGCCCUCUCUUACGACUCAGUCAAGUAUACGCUGGUGGUAGAUGAGAACGUGCAGCUGGAAUUAGUCAGCCUGAAGCAGUGCUACUCGGGCUACAGCGACGAGAGCGACUCAGCAACCGUCUACGACAACUGCGUCUCCUCGCCCUAUGAGUCGGCCAUUGGCGAGGAGUAUGAGGAGGAUGCGCUGAAGCGUGAUUCAGUCUGCCUGUCUGAGGACUCCACCCCCGAGGCUGACAUCCACUUCUCCAAGAAGUUCCUCAACGUCUUCAUGAGUGGCCGGUCGCGUUCCUCUAGUGCGGAAUCGUUUGGGCUGUUCUCCUGUAUGAUCAAUGGGGAGGAGCAGGAACAGACUCACCGCGCUGUCUUUAGGUUUGUGCCUCGUCAUGCGGAUGAGCUGGAGCUGGAGGUGGACGACCCUCUGCUGGUGGAGGUGCAGGCAGAAGAUUAUUGGUACGAGGCCUACAACAUGAGGACAGGCGACCGGGGCAUCUUCCCUGCUUACUAUGCGAUUGAGGUCACCAAGGAUCCUGACCACAUUACAGCCCUGACCAAGAACAGUGACUGGAUGGAUCAGUUCCGGGUGAAGUUCCUUGGCUCAGUCCAGGUUCCAUAUCACAAAGGCAAUGAUGUGCUGUGUGCGGCUAUGCAGAAGAUCGCCACCACCCGCCGCCUCACUGUGCACUUUAACCCACCCUCCAGCUGCAUCCUGGAGAUCAAUGUGCGAGGAGUCAAGAUUGCUGUGAAAUCUGAUGAUUCCAAGGAGCAGAACAAGGGUAAUAAAUGUAGCCACUUUUUCCAGCUGAAGAACAUUUCCUUCUGUGGAUACCAUCCAAAGAACAACAAAUAUUUUGGGUUUAUCACCAAGCACCCAGCUGACCACAGAUUUGCCUGUCACGUCUUCGUCUCAGAGGAGUCCACCAAGCCGCUUGCAGAGUCUGUAGGGAGGGCUUUCCAGCAGUUCUACAAGGAGUAUGUGGAGUACACCUGCCCCACAGAGGACAUCUACCUGGAGUAGGGACUGGGCCGAGCACCCUUCUGUACAGACAGGGCCAGCGAACUCGCCCAUUCCCCAUCAUGCAUGGACAAACUGCUUUGACACUGGAGGAGGAACAGAGCAGGGGAUGGCUCCCUUGGUGCAUGGAGCACUACCUCUUUUCAGGACUCUCCUUCCUCGGGCUGGGGG
Molecule: messenger RNA, 2599 nt
Organism: Trachemys scripta elegans
Lineage: Eukaryota; Metazoa; Chordata; Testudines; Emydidae
Gene: MAPK8IP1
Product: mitogen-activated protein kinase 8 interacting protein 1
Exons: 12
Coding region: 326-2431 (701 amino acids)
Biological process (GO): regulation of JNK cascade
Cellular component (GO): cytoplasm
Molecular function (GO): protein binding
Source: RefSeq, a predicted model, not a curated record